Cydia strobilella is the source of this 2620-nucleotide messenger RNA. Its product is annotated as zinc finger protein 678-like. The record is from RefSeq and is a predicted model, not a curated record. The coding region runs from base 104 to 2500 and encodes 798 amino acids. Gene Ontology annotation, biological process: regulation of transcription by RNA polymerase II. Gene Ontology annotation, molecular function: DNA-binding transcription factor activity, RNA polymerase II-specific; RNA polymerase II cis-regulatory region sequence-specific DNA binding. The transcript has 5 exons. Lineage: Eukaryota; Metazoa; Arthropoda; Insecta; Lepidoptera; Tortricidae.
ACGAUGUUUUUGUAGGUUAUAGCGUCUCCUAUAUAUUAUACUACUCUUUGUUAUAGCGUAAGCAUAAAAAUUUCAGUUGACAUCUGGCAGUCGAAGGAGCAAGAUGUUUGUGGAGGCGAGCGUGAAGCUGGAGCCCGAGUGUGAGAGCGGCGCCAAGAGUGAGACGACAGAGCUACCCACUGACCAAGUUCAAGUGAAGUCGGAGCCUGGGUUUCAACAAGAGGAGGCGGAAUGCAUCAAAGAAGAGCCAUGGUGUUCAGACAGCGCAGCGCUAGCCCAACUGUACACCGACCACGAGGUGAAGGACGAGCUUGUGCUGGGGCCGGAGUGCACGCACCAGCCAGACGUAGCCCUCGUGGUUUGCAGUUGGGCGCAAGCCGACGCCGACGGUUGCGUACUAGACCCGAGGCCGCAACAACAGCCAACGCUGAGGGAUUGGUCCGCGAUGCUUCUGCGUAUAAACAGUACAAGCUACCAGCAAAAUACCAGUGGACAUAGUGCAACUGACAGCGAUUCUGAUAGUAAAGAUAACUUUACCACACACACAAGCAACGGCCAAAAGACUAACAUUGACAAGAAAAGCUACGAGCAAAAUACCGGCAGUGAGAAAAGCGCAUCUGGCAGUGAUAGUGUGUCUGACAGUAAGGAUGCUGACAUUACACACAAACCGAGCUACAAGCAGACAGACAGUGAAACCAAUCCUAGCUGCGAGCAAAAUACUGAUAAUGAGGAUAGAGCAACUGACAGCGAAGUCAAAGAAGAUAAUACAGACUUGGCAAUGGCUUCCGACGAGGACAGGUGUAAAACGACGCUCAAGCCGGUCUGCAUGACGCCACAACGACGCUUGCGGGACUGCUGGGUUAAACUCGAACGCAUCCAACUCCACGAAACAGCCAACGACCAGGGAGACCACACGGGAGAUUCUACUGAUAACUCUGAUGAAGAAAUACACGUUAAAUGUAAAGAAAUUUGUGAUAGCACAGUUCACAAUAACGCAGGGAUAUAUGUUUGUGACAUUUGUGGUAAAACAUUUGAACAGAAAUAUUACUUGAUACGCCAUAUUAAACUACACUCAAUAAAUAUAUCUGAAAUGACGUCAAAAAUCAAUCAAAAUCAUGUUGAAAAAGAGAUACUAUAUAUCUGCGAUCUAUGUGGGAACAAAUAUACACAAAAAGUACACUUGGUAACACACAUGCGAUGUCAUACUGGCCAAAAGCCAUAUAAAUCCCAGAAAUCGUAUUCGUGCGAUAUAUGUGACCAGACUUUUACAUAUUCGAGUAGUUUGAAAUGUCAUAAUAAACUAGUACAUAGUGGUGAGAAACUAUAUUCGUGCAAAAUAUGUAAAAAGAGCUACACCGGAUUGACUGCUCUAUGGAAUCAUAGUCUUAAACAUAAAGGGAAGCUUUUUCCCUGCGAAAUAUGCGACAAGAUGUUUAAGAGAGCUGAUACUUUGAAAAAACAUUUACUUAUCCAUGCGAGAGCUAAGCCAUACUCUUGUGAUGUUUGUCAAAAAGACUUUAGACAAUCCAAUGCUUUAAGAUUACAUAAACGAAUUCACAAGGCUGAAAGACUUUAUUCAUGCGAGAUUUGUAAAAGGACGUUCAAACUUUUGCGUUUUUUUAAACCGCAUAAACAAAGUCACAUAGGAGAGAGGCUCUACUCAUGCGACAUAUGUCAAAAUAAGUUUCCACGAGCAAACAGUUUGACCAUACAUAUGCGCAUACACACGGGGGAAAAGCCUUAUUCAUGCGAAAUUUGUAAAAAAGAGUUUACGCAAAAGGGUCAUUUACAGGAACACAUGCAUGUUCAUUCAACAGUAAAAGCAUACCCUUGCGACAUAUGUCAAAAAAAGUUUAAGACUUCAGGUAAUUUAUUGGCUCAUAAAACAGUUCACUCAGUUGAGCUGUACCAUGUUUGCGAAGUAUGUAAUAUGAAAUUUAAAUCAUCGUACUUGUUAACUUCUCACAAAAAAAUUCACUCAGAAGUGAAGCUGCACUCCUGCGAAAUAUGCCAAAAGCGGUUUAGGAGACCGUGUCAUUUAGAGGUUCAUAAACGAAUGCACACCGGCGAGAAACCUUAUUCCUGUGACAUUUGUAAUAUGAAAUUCGCGCAGACGAGUAAUUUACGUACACAUAAGCGAUCUGUCCACAUGUUACUAUUCCCUUGCGAAAUGUGUCACAAAAAAUUUAAAGACAUGCAUGGUUUAGAGACACAUAAACGGCGUUAUCACGCCGAAUAUAAACAAUAUUCCUGCGAAAUAUGUAAAUAUACGUUUUUGCGAUCAGAACUUCUUAAGAGACACCAACUAUUGCAUUUAGAAACGAAGCCUUUUACCUGUAAAAUAUGUAAAAAACGGUUCAGGCGAUCAGAUGGUUUGAAACAACAUAAACUAAUUCACACUGGUGAGAAACCAUACACCUGCUCGUUGUGCGAUAUGCAGUUUAUACGUUUAAAUUCAUUAAAAAUGCAUGUAAGAAAACACAAAGAAAAAGAGUGCUAAAUACCCAAAGUUUUUUGUGGGAAAAUUGUAUUUAUCUUGUGUACAUGAUGCUAUCAUUAAAAAUAUGUAUGUAAUGUAUAAAUGUGCAUGCAAAAAAAUAAAAACCGGCCAAGUGCGAGU